Molecule: messenger RNA, 612 nt
Organism: Trifolium pratense (red clover)
Lineage: Eukaryota; Viridiplantae; Streptophyta; Magnoliopsida; Fabales; Fabaceae
Product: NDR1/HIN1-like protein 26
Exons: 1
Coding region: 1-612 (203 amino acids)
Cellular component (GO): plasma membrane
Source: RefSeq, a predicted model, not a curated record
AUGGAGCACCCUUCUACUAGAAAUAUCCUGUCAAGAAGUUCUGAUACCGGGCGUCUAGCCUUGACAGUGGUAUCCAUCUUUGUCCUUUUAAUGGCUGUUAUUGGUAUAGCUUGGUUUGUCAUGCAUCCGCACGACCCUAGUUUUGCAGUAACAUCACUUUCUGUCUCGAACUUCACUGUAUCGGAUUCACAGAUUACAUCCAUGUACGAGGUUAGACUAACCGUAACAAAUCAAAACAAGAAAAUCCAACUGAUUCUCGACGAUUUCAUCGUGGUAAUACUUUACAGUGAGGUCGUGCUCUCGAUGGCCGAGGUGCAACAGCCUUUACUUUUGGUGAAGAUGAGCAAUAAGAGUGUGAAUGUUGAGUUGGUAAUGAAGAAUUCAGUAAAGUUGGUGCAAGAGAAUCUAGUUAAGGAGUGGAAUAAAGGGGUGGUGAAUUUUGAUGUUAAGAUGGUUGUUAGAGUUAGAUUUGAAGCUGGAAUAUGGCCAAGUAAGGAAAAAAUAUUGUGUGUUUAUUGUGAGGAAUUGGAUGUGGAAUUCUAUUCUCCAAAAAAUACUGGAAAACUUACGGGAAUAGGGAAGAAUUGUCACAUAGUUGAUGCUAAACCAUAG